This is a messenger RNA of Mycotypha africana, 2358 nucleotides long. Its product is annotated as rRNA processing/ribosome biogenesis-domain-containing protein. The record is from RefSeq and is a predicted model, not a curated record. Bases 1 to 2358 code for a protein of 785 amino acids. Gene Ontology annotation, cellular component: nucleus. NCBI's taxonomy places the organism in Eukaryota, Fungi, Mucoromycota, Mucoromycetes, Mucorales, Mycotyphaceae. Gene Ontology annotation, biological process: rRNA processing. The transcript is spliced from 7 exons.
AUGUUAAACUCCAAUAGCCCAGAACUUCUCAGUAACAUAAUCACACAUUACUUAGCGAAUGAAAAUGUCGCUCACCAAAGCUUAUCCUUCAUAUUGGAUGUUAUUAUCAGUCAUCGACUACUUAAUGAUAAUCUUGACACCUCAGAAGAUGUGGCAAACAUGUAUAGGAAGUGGACAGUUCGUUUGAAUGCUCUCUUGCAAUCAAAGAAUGUCACAGCACGUUGGUGUGCAAUUUGCUUGAUACGAGUCUCUUGUGAAAAUUCUCAUUAUUUAUUGAUAAACAACGCCAAAGCUUGGGCAGCACAACUCUUGGGACUUCUUGCUAAAGCAGAGCCAGUUAUGAUACACCGAGAAUCUAUAGAAACAUUGUCGUUCAUGUUCGAAUAUACUGCAGAGAAACCAGAGCUGCAAAGAGAAGUAGCAACACCGAAUAUGCAACGCUACAAUCAGUUACUACUCCAACUCGCUCGAAAGCAGGAACUUUUGCCUACCGUUCUUUCUGCUCUAACUAGUAAUGUCAAACAUUUCCCAGCGAACGCUCGACACAUCUCAGAUCAAUGUCUACAGCUAUGUUUAUCCUGUUUGGAUGGAAAUAAGGAUUUAGAUGAGGCAACGCUCUCAAAAGUCAACGAGUGUUUAGCCUCAUUAUACAAUGCAGGCGGCAAAUCAGUUAUGGCAGAACAAUGGAAGGAUAGUAUCAGUCGAUUGGUUGGUUCUGUACAUGAUUGUUUAAACAGACUCUUUGAUACGAUCGAUGAAGAAACUCAGGACACACAAUUACCAGAAUCGUAUCCCUUUUCAGCUGUUCCGAAAGAUUAUAUUACAGCUUUUCCUGUGUUAAUGAAGCGUGUUCAACUAUUACAAAAUUGCAUAAGCACUUUCUUAACUUUGCCAACUAGUAUUCCUGUAGGCGUUCCAAUUACUCAACUUGUUGAUUUGAUUUGCCGAAUUUAUAGUGUAUAUGAAGGAUCAUUGUCGCUAACAGUCUGCUUAUUGCAACAGAUGCGGGAAUUUAAGGACAAGAGUGAGUUUUUUACAUUGAACAUGUGCCUCCCCAGUAUUCAUUUAAGCACGAGCAAGCUGUUUGCGAGCUUACUUUAUUGCUCAGGACAAGAUAUGGUUCGAUAUAGUAAACUUUUUUCAAGGAUACUACAUCGCUUACUGUCAGAAUACAAGCACAAACGCGCCUUGAAAAUAUCCAUUUAUAGAUUAGUCUCAUUAUGCUUGGAAAAAUGUGGUUAUGCUUUCGCUGAAAACAUUCACAAGCCUCUGAUCACUGCUAUUUUAGAUGACCUCUCCAUUGUUCAACACAAAGUAACAGGCAUUACUUUCAAUACGAACCAGCAAAAAAAAUCGCAUAAAAAGCGACGCACAGAAGUCACCAAUUCGGAUGCGUUGUCCACCAGCACGAAACUCAUGUCAGCCGCCUCUACUGAUGUGCAAAUUGCCGCUCUCGAAGCAUUAGCCAGCCUUUACGAUAUUUACGGCUUCUCUAUGGAGAAUGGCAGCAGAGCCUCAAUAGAUGGCACUGUUCUAAAUCGACUCAUUCAGUUGAUUCAGCCCUUCAAUAUGACGACAGAAGAAUGCAUGCUAGUCAAAGCAGAGCUCUAUAAUUGUCUGCUGAAAUCUGUCAUGCAUCCAAUUGAAACACAAGCCAGUAUCUUACCUCACGCUUCUCGUUUGUUUGCAAGUGGCUUAAACGAGUCAUCUCAUUAUUUACAAACUAUUUGUAAGAAAGGGCUAGCCAUGUGUGAUUUGGUUAUGCACGCAAGAUUACCGCCUGUUCAACGUCCAGUACCAAAAAGCGCACCACCCACAGUCGUUGUUACAACACAAGAAGUGGGUACUGAAGUUGACGUUGAAAGGUCUUCGGAUGUGACAAGCAGCCGUAGAGAGAAAUCAAUGGAUGAUGUGGAACUGGUUGUUGAAGAGAAAAUGGCAAGACCAACCGAAGAAGUAAAAAAUGUUACGGAGGACAAACCGACGCUGAAGUUGAAGCCUGUAGUUGUUAUUCCUGUUCCAAGCGGACAAGAAAAUGUUGGAGAACCUAUUGCGACGACGAAAGAAAAUCAAACUAAAAAACAACUUGAUCAAAUUGUGAGCAUAACUCAUACGACUGAUAUAUCCGUAGAAAAAGAAGCUUUUGAAAAUGAGACAGUAGAUAAAGAAAUAGAAAAACCAACCGAGGUAGAAAAUGUAUCCGUCGUCCUUGAGCACAAAAACGUUGAGGAGGACACAAAGGUCGAGAAUCCGCUUUCUUUAUCUGCGGUGAUAGAUAACGAUAUGGAUAUGGAUCUUGAUAUGGAAAUGCCCGUUAUUGAUAUGACUGAUCCAGACACUGAUGAAGAUGACGAAUAA